Molecule: messenger RNA, 6497 nt
Organism: Oryctolagus cuniculus (rabbit)
Lineage: Eukaryota; Metazoa; Chordata; Mammalia; Lagomorpha; Leporidae
Source: RefSeq, a predicted model, not a curated record
ACUGGAGCGAGAGGAGGAGACGGGAGAAACGAAAGCGAAAGCGGGCGGCGGGCCCGGCGGCCAGAGCGCUCGCGAGCCGCCAUGGACGUGUACCGCACGCCCGCCGCCGCGCUGGACCGCCUGGUGGCGCGCAGCCUGCAGCCGGACGGCGACUUCGCGGGGCCGGCGCGGCGCGCCCUGGGCGCCCUGCUCGCGGCCCUGCGGGAGCGCGGGGGACGCGGGGGCGCCGCGGGGCAGCCGGCGCUGCGGGUGCGGAAAAGCGUGCAGGGAGGCUCCUGUGGCCGGGGCACAGCCCUCAGGGGUGGCAGUGACUGUGAACUUGUCGUCUUUCUCGACUGCUUCAAGAGCUUUGAAGACCAGAGGGCCGGCCGGGCGGAGGUCCUCCGGGAGCUGCAGGCGCUGCUGGACGCCUGGGGGCGGGAGCCGGGGCCGGGUCUGAAGCUGGAGUCCCCCGUGCAGGCCACGGGUGGGCUCUUGCGGUUCCGACUGGCAGCCGUUGACCUUGAGAACUGGAUGGACGUCAGCCUGGUUCCUGCCUUCGAUGCGCUGGGGCAGCUCGGAGCUGGCGCCAAACCCGAGCCCCAGGUCUACUCCGCCCUCCUGGGCGGCGGCUGCCAGGGGGGCGAGCACUCGGCCUGCUUCGCGGAGCUGCGCCGGAGCUUCGUGAACAUGCGCCCGGCCAAGCUGAAGAACCUCAUCCUGCUCGUCAAACACUGGUACCGCCAGGUGUGCCCGAAGGAGGCUGGGGAGGGGACGCUGCCCCCGGCCUACGCCCUGGAGCUGCUGACCAUCUUUGCCUGGGAACAGGGCUGUGGGAAGGACGCCUUCAGCCUGGCCCAGGGCCUCCGCACCGUGCUGGGCCUCAUCCAAAGCUAUCAGCAGCUGUGUGUUUUCUGGACCGUCAACUACGGCUUUGAGGACCCUGCUGUCAGCCAGUUCUUGCGGGGACAGCUUAAGAGACCCAGGCCUGUCAUCCUGGACCCGGCUGACCCCACGUGGGAUGUGGGUAACGGGACGACCUGGCACUGGGAGGUGCUGGCCCUGGAGGCCGAGUCCUGCUACCACCACCCGUGCUUUCUGCAGGGGACCGGGGACCCUGUGCAGCCCUGGGAAGGGCCGGGCCUUCCACGUGCCGGGGGCUCCGAUUUGGGCCACCCCAUCCAGCGCGACCCUGGCCAGGGGACCCCCGAGGACGGCGAGAGACUCGACGCCAUGCACCCGGGGCCCCCCCGCCCAGCUCCGGGCCCCUCAGAGGCAGCCCCGGGUCCCAGUCCGAGUCCGAGUCCAGCGGGGCUGGCCAUGGACCUGGCUCAGAUCCCCUCCAAGGAGCUGGACCGCUUCAUCCAGGAGCACCUGAAGCCGAGCCCGCGAUUCCAGGAGCAGGUGAAGAAGGCCAUCGACGCCAUCUUGUGCUGCCUCCGGGAGAAGUGUGCCCACAAGGUCUCGAGAGUGAGCAAGGGGGGCUCAUUUGGCCGGGGAACAGACCUCAGGGGUGGCUGUGACGUGGAACUCGUCAUCUUCCUCCACUGCUUCACUGACUUCACGGCGCAGGGCCCCAGCCGCGCAGAGGUGCUUGCGGGGAUGCGGACCCAGCUGGAGUCCUGGUGCCGGGAGCCGGGGCCCGGCCUGACCCUGAAGUUCCCCGCGCAGGAUGGUGCCAAGGCUUUGCGGUGCCGGCUGGAGUCCUCGACCCUAGAAGGCUGUGUGGACAUUAGCCUGCUGCCCGCCUUCGAUGCCGUGGGGCAGCUCGGAGCUGGCGCCAAACCCAAGCCCCAGGUCUACUCCGCCCUCCUGGGCAGUGGCUGCCAGGGGGGCGAGCACGCGGCCUGCUUCGCCGAGCUGCGCCGGAGCUUCGUGAACACGCGCCCGGUCAAGCUGAAGAACCUCAUCCUGCUCGUCAAACACUGGUACCGCCGGGUUGCGGCUCAGGACACAGGAAAGCAGCCAGCCAGCGCCUCUCUGCCCCCAGCCUACGCCCUGGAGCUCCUGACCAUCUUUGCCUGGGAGCAGGGCUGCGGGAAGGAUCGCUUCCCUAUGGCCGAGGGCCUCCGCACCGUCCUGGAGCUUGUCCGGCAGCAUCAGCAGCUCUGUGUCUACUGGACGCUCAACUACGGCAUCGAGGACCCGGCUGUGAGGACCCACCUUCUUGGCCAGCUUCGGAAACCCAGACCUCUGAUCCUGGACCCUGCUGACCCCACCUGGAAUGUGGGCCAGGGCAACUGGGAGCUGUUGGCCCGCGAAGUGGCGGCCCUGGGGACACAAGCCUGCUUUACAAGUGGAGACGGGACAGCCGUGCAGCCCUGGGACGUGCUGCCGGCUCUGCUUCACCAAACCCCAGCCGCGGACCUCGACAAGUUCAUCAGCGAAUUUCUGCAGCCCAACCGCCAGUUCCUGGCUCAGGUGAACAAGGCUGUCAACGCCAUCUGCUCCUUCCUGCGGGAAAACUGCUUCCGGAAUUCGCCCAUCAAAGUGCUCAAGGUGGUCAAGGGCGGCUCUUCAGCCAAAGGCACGGCGCUGCGAGGCCGCUCGGACGCCGACCUGGUGGUCUUCCUCAGCUGCUUCGGCCAGUUCAGCGAGCAGGGCAACCGGAGAGCCGAGGUCAUCGCGGAGAUCCGGGCCCAGCUGGAGGCGUGUCAGCAGGAGCGGCAGUUCGAGGUCAAGUUCGAGAUCUCCAAGUGGGAGAACCCCCGCGUGCUGAGCUUCUCGCUGUCGUCCCCGACCAUGCUGGACCAGAGCGUGGACUUCGACGUGCUGCCUGCCUUUGACGCCCUGGGCCAGCUGGUCCCCGGCUCCAGGCCCAGCUCUCAGGUCUACGUCGACCUCAUCCGCAGCUACAGCCACGCGGGCGAGUUCUCCACCUGCUUCACGGAGCUGCAGCGGGACUUCAUCGUGUCCCGGCCCACCAAGCUCAAGAGUCUGAUCCGCCUGGUGAAGUACUGGUACCGGCAGUGCAACAAGAUGCCCAAGGGAAGGGGCUCCCUGCCCCCCCAGCACGGGCUGGAGCUCCUGACGGUGUACGCGUGGGAGCAGGCCGGUCGGGAUGCCCAGUUCAGCAUGGCUGAGGGCUUCCGCACGGUCCUGGAGCUGGUCAGCCAGUACCGCCAGCUCCGCGUCUACUGGACGCUCAACUACGACAGGGAGGACAAGACCAUCAGAGACUUCUUGGAACUGCAGCUACAAAAACCCAGGCCCAUCAUCCUGGAUCCGGCUGACCCAACUGGCAACCUGGGCCACAGUGCCCGCUGGGACCUGCUGGCCAAGGAGGCCGCCACCUACAUGUCCUCCCUGUGCUGCAUGGACAGGGACGGCACCCCCAUCCAGCCAUGGCCAGUGAAGGAGGUGUGGCCCUGCCACCUAACAGUGCUCUGUGGGGGAGGGGACACCGUCAUCAUUGAGACGACUCCGCCCUGUGAGCAGACCCCGUGGUGUCUGUCCCCCUCCUCCAUGGGUGGGCAGGUGACAGAGGAGGGACCCGAGGCCAGUCUCCCUGGAGGAGACACUUCCAGCCGCGUUGGGGUUCCCCGGAGAGGCAGACGCGGGAGGACACACAGGCAGAUGUGCACACAGAUUUGUGGGCAAGGAUUGGCUCACAUGAGUAAAGGAGGUGGAGAAAUCCCACCAUCGGCCAUCUGUCGGCUGGGAAGCAGGUGCCAUGGCUGCAGCACGAGGUUGAAGUUCUGGGCAGGAACCAGAGAGAGGGACUCCUCCGGGUUCCCUCAGCCCAUUCGCUACCAGCUCAGCAGCCAGCCAGCAGCCAUGGGGAACUGGGAGUCCCAGGUGUCCUCCGUCCCCGCUCAGCAGCUGGGAGACUUUGUCCAGAACUCCCUGAGGCCCUAUGAAGAGUGCCAGCGGCAGAUAAGCCACCUGGUGGACGUCAUCUGCUCCACACUGAAGGAGCCCCAGGAGUUUCCGAUCGUGCGGGGCGUGGUCAGAGGCGGCUCGUAUGGCCGGAAGACGGUGCUGAGAGGCCGCUCCGACGGGACCCUCGUCCUCUUCCUUGACCACUUUCAACAAUUCCGGGAUCAGAAGGAGAGCCACCAGGACAUGCUCAGGAUCCUCGGGCACCGGCUGAUGAUGCGCCUGGUGGCACAGGGGUACACUGACAAGUGGGAGGUCCUCACCACCCAGGACGGGCUCGUCAUCAAGGUGUCCACCAGGUGGCAGAGCGUCGUCUUUGAGGUGCUGCCCGCUUUCAACGCGCUGGGCUUCGGCGAGAGCCCCAGCCCCUGGGUCUACCGGGACCUCAGAAGAGCCCUGGAUGAGACAAAAGCCAGACCCGGCGCGUUCGCCGCCUGCUUCACGGAGCUCCAGGAGAAGUUUUUUAGCAAGUAUCCCAGGAAGCUGAAGGACUUGAUCCUCUUGAUGAAGUACUGGCGUCAGCAGUGCCAGAAAAAUUGCGUCGGUUCCUCCGUUCCGCCUGUGUACGCUCUGGAGCUGCUGACGGUGUACGCCUGGGAGCAGGGCUGCGGUGCCCAAGACUUCGACAUGGCCCAAGGUGUCAGGACGGUGCUGCAGCUGGUCAGGCAGCCAGAGAAGCUGUGCAUCUACUGGACCGUGAACUACAACUUUGAGGAGGAGACCAUCAGGAACACGCUUCUGCACCUGCUCGGAUCUCCCGGGCCCAUCAUCUUGGAUCCAGCCGACCCCACCAACAACGUGAGUGGGGGUCUCAGCUGCUGGCAGCUACUCAAGGAGAAAGCCCACGCCUGGCUCGCUGCUCCCAGCCUGAAUUCGGAGCUGGGGUCCUGGAAUGUUCUGCCAAAGCCACUGUUCAUGACCCCAGGCCACCACCUGGACAAGUUCAUCAAGGACUUUCUCCAGCCCAAUGAGCACUUCCUGAGCCAGGUCCAGCAGGCCAUUGACCUCAUCUGCAAAUUCCUUAGAGAAAACUGCUUCCGGAAUUCCACCACCAAGAUCCAGAAGAUUAUCAAGGGAGGCUCCUUGGCCAAGGGCACCGCCCUGAAGAACAGUUCCGACGCUGACCUCGUGGUGUUCCCCGAUUCGCUCAAGAGCUACACCUCCCAGAAAACCGAGCGGGCCCAAGUCCUCCGGGAGAUCAAGGAGCAGCUGCAGGCCUACCAGAAGGAGCAGCAGCUGGAAGUGAUCUUUGAGGUUUCCAAGUGGAAGAAUCCCCGGGUGCUGAGCUUCUCUCUGAAGUCCAGGAAGCAUUGUGAAUACAUCCAUGUCGACGUGCUUCCCGCCUUUAACGCGCUAGGGCAGCUGAAUUCUGGCUCCACACCCGACCCCAAGGUCUACACGGAGCUCAUCCGUCUGUGUAAAUCCCCGGAUGACGUCCUGGGUGGCGAGUUCUCCACCUGCUUCACGGAGCUGCAGCGCAACUUUGUCGUGUCCCGGCCCACCAAGCUGAAGGACCUGAUCCGCCUGGUGAAGCACUGGUACCAACAGUGCAAAAGGAAGCUGAAGUCCCGGGGCUCCUUGCCCCCAAAGUACGCCUUGGAGCUGCUCACGGUCUACGCGUGGGAGCAGGGGAGCGGGGCCGAGGAUUUCGACACAGCCGAGGGGUUCCGGACCGUCCUGGACUUGGUCUCGCAGUACCAGCAGCUCUGUGUGUUCUGGACGGUCAACUACAGCCUGGACGAGGACACGAUGAGGACCUUCCUGCUGGCCCAGAUCCAGAAAACCAGGCCUGUCAUCUUGGACCCAGCUGAACCUACUGGUGACGUGGGUGGAGGAGACCGUUGGUGCUGGCACCUGCUGGCCAAAGAAGCAAAGGAAUGGUUCUCUUCUCCCUGCUUCAAGAACGGUGCUGGGUACCCAGUCCAGCCAUGGAAAGUGCCAGUAAGAGUGUUCUAAGGGGCGUGCCCUCCGGAUAAAGCCGUGGAACAAAUACAGCCACAGAGCACCCAGCCCUGGGGCUGACACAGUUGGUCGCACCCCCCCCCUCGCCCGCCCCGAAGCAUCCCUGAAGUCGGCCACAGCCUCAGUGCUCUUGAUGUUUGGGGCUGGGAAUCCCCUGUUGCAGGAACCUGUCAGGACCCCACCAGCACCCUGGGGCUUUGCCCACUGGAUGCCAGUCACAUCUCCCUGCCACAGUGACAACCACAGGUGCCUUAAGACAUUGUUCAAUGUCAUUAACUUUAGUAGUCAUGGCUGCCACCCCAGAAGGUCUGCCACACCUGUCCAAAGUGCCCCCCCCUGCCAAGAUGCCCCCUGGUAUCUCGCCCAGAGGAACUUCCACCUGGUGCACUGGGCUCUCCAUCCACACCAGGGUCUUUCUUUAAAGCAGAGUUUUCCAGUUUUGGCUGAUUGACAGUUGAGGCCAGUCUGCAUGUCUGCAUGCGUCUCCACCUGUUAGGUGCCUCCCAGCUGGGUCAAUGUAAAAUGUCUCAAGACAUCAUCAGGCAUCCUCUGGGGAGCAAAAUUGCCCCCCCAGGUGAGACCCUCUGCUUUCUGUCCCCAACCUGGGCGCCAGCCCUCCUUACCAUGAACUGAACUAUUGAUUAAAAAAUUACCCCUGGCCACAUCCCUCUGCCCAA